Messenger RNA from Dermatophagoides pteronyssinus (European house dust mite), 339 nucleotides. RefSeq lists its product as uncharacterized. Lineage: Eukaryota; Metazoa; Arthropoda; Arachnida; Sarcoptiformes; Pyroglyphidae. The record is from RefSeq and is a predicted model, not a curated record.
UAUCUAUCAUUAUUUAUCUAUACGAAUGGUCUUUAUUCACGUGCAGCACAACUGCCAUAUUAUAAUCGUCGUGGUUGUCUGUCGAUAAUGAAUUGGCUAGCCAGAUUACAAUAUCAACAACAACAACAACAACAAAAUAAUAAUAAUAAUCGACCAAAACGACCAAUAUCUAUUCGUAAUCAAAUUUGUUCAAAUCUUUUCGGACAAAUUAUGUCCGAAAAUCAUUUAGGUUUUAGUUGUGGACAAAUAUUUCCAAUUAGUAAAUAUAAAUAUGUUGAAAUAUUUAUAAUGAAUUUUGUAUUAAUACUUUUAUUUUAUAAAAAAAUCUGUUUAACAUAA